UUUGCAAUUGGCUAAUACGCUCCACUCACGGUGCGUUCCUGGUUUGUAUUGGCUAUCUCCCAUGUCAUUUGAAUAUAGCCGUUGCUGUCUGUUUGUUGACGUCCGACUUUCAAGCGGCCGUGGAGAUUUCUUUGUUAAAUCAUUAAUUUAAAUGGCUUCAAGUUACCGAAAACCAGUUCCUUCAGCAAGCCAAAGGAAAAAGGCAGGUCCCAAAAUCGAACUGACUGAGGAGCAAAAGCAAGAAAUUAAGGAGGCCUUUGAUCUCUUUGACACAGAUGGAACUGGAACCAUAGACGUGAAGGAGCUAAAGGUUGCUAUGAGAGCUCUUGGGUUUGAACCAAAGAAAGAAGAAAUCAAGAAAAUGAUUGCAGACGUUGAUAAAGAAGGCUCUGGAACAAUUGACUUCGGUGACUUUCUCAGUAUGAUGACACUGAAAAUGGGUGAAAAGGACUCCAAGGAGGAAAUAUUGAAGGCUUUUCGGUUGUUUGAUGAUGACUGCACAGGAAAAAUUUCAUUCAAAAAUCUCAAGAGAGUUGCUAAGGAGCUGGGUGAAAACCUUACAGACGAGGAAUUGCAGGAAAUGAUUGACGAGGCAGACAGAGACGGAGAUGGUGAGGUCAACGAGCAGGAGUUCUUGAGGAUAAUGAAGAAGACCAAUCUUUACUGAGCCUGUUGAGUGUUCUGGAAACUUUUAAAGAUUCUAUGUUUAUUCUGUCACAAGUUUAUACAGUGUUUUUUUUUUCUUUUCUUCUUUUUGUGGGCGUUAGGCAGAUCUGUUUAGUGUGUACAUAAAUAUUUUAACAUUCUGUAUCUUUGCACGAAUUUUUUCUAUAAGACAAAUAAAUCUAUUUCAUCAUA
This is a messenger RNA of Scatophagus argus, 858 nucleotides long. It is a transcript of the gene cetn4, whose product is annotated as centrin 4. Gene Ontology annotation, biological process: mitotic cell cycle; centriole replication; nucleotide-excision repair. Gene Ontology annotation, molecular function: calcium ion binding. The coding region runs from base 152 to 667 and encodes 171 amino acids. The record is from RefSeq and is a predicted model, not a curated record. Gene Ontology annotation, cellular component: centrosome; centriole. Lineage: Eukaryota; Metazoa; Chordata; Actinopteri; Scatophagidae. The transcript has 5 exons.